Messenger RNA from Acytostelium subglobosum LB1, 783 nucleotides. RefSeq lists its product as hypothetical. Lineage: Eukaryota; Evosea; Eumycetozoa; Acytosteliales; Acytosteliaceae. Gene Ontology annotation, biological process: maturation of SSU-rRNA from tricistronic rRNA transcript (SSU-rRNA, 5.8S rRNA, LSU-rRNA). The record is from RefSeq and is a predicted model, not a curated record. The transcript is spliced from 3 exons. Gene Ontology annotation, cellular component: nucleolus. Bases 1 to 783 code for a protein of 260 amino acids.
AUGCCUAAACAACCAUCUACACCAAAGGCUAGCAAAUCAAAGACCUCGGCUACACCAAGCAAAGAGGUCAAACAAAAGGAAAAGGAAGUGAUAGUCAACAAUAUCACCAUUACCUCUGAAGAUAAAGACACAAUGACAGACGACAACAACAAUGAUAACAAUGAGCUGAGUGGAAGGGCUGCAAAGGAUGCAGAGAAACUGAAGAAUAUUGAAGCUAUUAAGAAUGCAUUGAAAGAUACAGACAAUACACUACUGCUAAAGGCAUUACAGACCAAACAUCAUAUCAUCACCAACACUGUCAAGAACCUAUCAUCACCAUUCGCAUAUCAUCUACUCACAAAGAUCAUUGAAGACUUUGCUCAAGAUGCUCUCAAGUCACAUAUAAUUACACCAUGGAUCAAUAUGAUUAUCAAGGAUCAUUCUACAUAUCUGUUGGCAGUGCCCAACCUUUGGUCAAAGCUUAACCGUUUGGCACCUGUUGUCGAUGAUAUGUGGAAACUGGGAGAAUCACUGACAAAGUUGGUGGGCAAGUUUGAGUUGCUCGAGAGCCACGGAAAUGACAACAAAAAGAGCAGUGCUGGACAGCGCCCCGUCGAGUACGACCCUGCCCUGGUCUUUGAAGACAACAGCGAUGAUGAGUUCAACCCAGAGGGCAACGACGACGAGGAGGAGGACGGAGAGGAUAUGGACGAUGUCAGUUUGGAUCACGACAGCGACAAUGAUGGAGAGGAGGGCGACGACGACGAUGAUAUCGAGAACAUGAUGGACGAUGAUAUUCUAUAA